AAGACUUACACCGGGUUAUGAUUGAGAAUGUAAGUGAGGAAAACACUAAAUUGAUUGAGUCUAUAAUGCCUCCAGACAUGACAGAGUGGGUGAACAAUCGUAAAAUUCCAAUUUGCUAUAUAAAAGUUCCGGCAGGUGGUGGGAAGUUCACACAUAUAGUGCUGUUUCAUGACAUACAUUUCUAUCGUGAAUUAUGACAUACUCGUAUCCCAAUUUUGGAGAUAGAACGACACGAUAAACACAAACUUUGUGGGUCUUACCAAGACAGUUUGACGUGGCCAAAAUUAGAUACGGUUGAUCGGUGUGAGCAAUAUCAGUAUGAUAUGUUUGAUGUGGCGACUUUUUUCAACUUUAGUCGAUUGCAAGAGUAGUACGAGCGACGCAUUGUCGAGUUCAUUUUGAUCUCGAUCGUUGGAGGAAUUCCAGGAACUCGAUAGCGGGUGGGCGCUAUCGCGAAUACGAUCAACAUGAACAAAUACGUUGCACUCGUGUGUCACUUUGAGUUACCGCGUGAAAUACAGCUGAAGCGAGCUGUGAUUAAUGUUAAAUCUAACGACAAUGCAUGUUUCGCGUGGGCGAUAGUCACCGCUCUACACCCAGGGGAAAGGUACACAGAUCGCACAUCAUUGUAUACUCACUACGCGAGCGUACUCAAUCUUCAAGACAUUGAGUUUCCCAUGAAGAUUAAUCAAAUAACAAGAUUUGAACGAUUAAACAAUAUAUCCAUCAAUGUGUACAGUAUCAUGGGAAAAAAGAACGUCUACUAUUGUUCCAAUACGUCUCACCGAUGGAAAGAGGGCAAAGCACGUCAACUUGCUACACAUUUCGGACCCCUCGAGACCACAACGCGGAACAUUUCGCAUUUGGAUCAAGAACUUAUCCCGGCUCAUGAGCUCGCAGUUGAGCAAGUAUAAAGUCAGAAAAUACAUUUGCGAUCGGUGUCGGCACUAUUUCCAUUCCAACGAGAAGCUGGAGAGUCACAUCACAGACUGCCAAAAAUUGAACGACUGCGCCAUCAUUCUGCCGACUGAGGACAACAAGUGGCUAAGCUUCCGCAAUUACAGCAGGAAGGAGCGAAUCCCAUUUAUAGUGUACUCUGAUCUGAAGUGUACACUAGAGAAGACCGCAAAGAACGGGGAAGAUCACAAAUCGCACACGAAUCAGCAUCACAAGGUAUUUAGCAUAGCGUAUUACUUGCGUUGCUCGUAUGACGAUUCGUUGUCAUAUUUUCGAAUCCGUCGCGAUACUGAUUGCAUUUCAUGGGUCAAACAACUCGAAAAGUUAGCGCACGCGUAA
Messenger RNA from Odontomachus brunneus, 1296 nucleotides. RefSeq lists its product as uncharacterized. Lineage: Eukaryota; Metazoa; Arthropoda; Insecta; Hymenoptera; Formicidae. The record is from RefSeq and is a predicted model, not a curated record. Bases 730 to 1296 code for a protein of 188 amino acids. The transcript has 2 exons.